GGUGAUUCUAAGCUUAGCAUACUCAACGGCUGUGGGUAGCAAACGUAACACUGAAUUCGUUCGGUGGAACUCGGCAAGUGCCUUUUUCCCGGGCGCUCUUUUCACGGAAAGCACGUGGAGUACCACAGCGAUUGAGUGCAUUCGGGCCUCAAUGAAAGAAGCGCACACUAUGAUUUUGACGAGUCGUGUAGCUGACAGUGAGUUGAAGUUUGUGGUAUCCGAUUUCGUCAAUGAAACUCGGGACCUCGGCGCUCACCUAUCCACCAACAAUCGUGCCACGGCCGAAGGAGACAUCAUCAGCAACAAAGCGUCGAACUCAACCUCCUUGAGCCAGAAUUAGAGCUAAUUCCCAUGAAAUUGAACCACAACCAAUAAAAC
Molecule: messenger RNA, 378 nt
Organism: Amoebophrya sp. A25
Lineage: Eukaryota; Dinophyceae; Syndiniales; Amoebophryaceae
Source: the annotation of a GenBank genome assembly